UCCACCUGCCCCCAGACCAGGAGUCGUCUCCCUCCACCCCUCCGCCCGCCCGCCCAGCCACAGCCAGGGCCGUCGCCGCCCGCGGCACCACACUCCCAACGUCUCCCGCGCUGCGCUGCGCUUCCCAAGAAAACAAACCCAAACCAGCAACGCAAGUAGGGAAAGAAUCCAUCCGACCCACACUUUUUUAACUAGUACGCGCCGCGCCGCAAGAUUCCGUGGCCCUCCGUCCGUUAAACCCGCCCGGCCCGGCGGCGGUCCGGCGAGUGAGCGAGGCGCCGCAAUGUCGUCGAGGUCCGGGGCCGCCAGGAUGCGGGCGUGCGGGCCGUGGGGCGAGGGCGGCAGCGGCGUCGUCGGGGACGCGCACGCGCUCGAGAGGGAGAUGUCGCGGGACGGCAGCCACUACAGCCUCUCCAGCGGCAUCCUGCCGUCGCUCGGCGCGCGCAGCAACCGCCGCGUCAAGCUCCGCCGCUUCAUCAUCUCGCCGUACGACCGCCGAUACAGAUUGUGGGAGACUUUCCUCAUAGUUCUUGUGGUCUACUCUGCGUGGGUCUCCCCAUUCGAAUUUGGCUUCAUCCGGAUCCCUACGGGAGGCCUAGCUGCGACGGACAAUGCCGUGAAUGCAAUCUUCGCAGUUGACAUCAUCCUGACCUUCUUUGUAGCUUACUUGGACAGACUGACCUAUUUGCUCGAAGAUGAUCCAAAGAGGAUUGCUUGGCGUUAUACUACCAGCUGGUUGGUUCUUGACGUUGCCUCCACCAUCCCAUCAGAAAUUGCUCGCAGGAUACUACCUUCAAAGCUCAGAUCAUAUGGAUUCUUCAACAUGCUUCGUCUAUGGCGUCUCCGGAGAGUCAGCUCUCUCUUUGCUAGAUUGGAGAAGGAUAGACACUUCAAUUACUUCUGGGUUCGAUGUGCAAAGCUCAUUUGUGUCACACUUUUUGCCGUGCACUGUGCAGCAUGCUUCUACUAUCUAAUCGCUGAUAGGUACCCGGACCCAAAGGAAACGUGGAUCGGCAAUACCAUGCCAGAUUUUCAUUCCAAGGGCUUGUGGAUUCGCUACGUAACAUCAGUAUAUUGGUCAAUCACCACGCUUACCACUGUGGGUUAUGGGGAUUAUCAUGCGGAGAACAUACGGGAGAUGAUUUUCAAUAUUUUCUACAUGUUCUUUAACCUUGGACUGACUGCUUAUUUGAUUGGCAACAUGACCAACUUGGUUGUCCAUGGCACCAGCCGUACUCGAAAAUAUCGGGAUACAAUUCAAGCAGCAACCAGCUUUGCCCUUCGGAAUCAGCUACCACCUCGGUUGCAAGAUCAGAUGAUAUCACAUCUUAGCUUAAAGUUCAGGACAGAUUCUGAAGGUCUUCAACAACAAGAGACUCUUGAUGCGCUGCCUAAGGCUAUUAGGUCUAGCAUUUCGCAAUAUCUGUUCCUCAAUCUGGUUCAAAACAUUUACUUGUUUCAAGGAGUAUCUAAUGAUCUGAUUUUUCAACUGGUUUCAGAGAUGAAAGCCGAAUAUUUUCCACCUAGGGAGGAUGUCAUUUUGCAGAAUGAAGCACCCACUGACUUCUACAUUUUAGUUUCUGGUAGUGUGGAAUUAGUAGAGGUUCCAAAUGGCGCGGAACAUGGUGCAGAACAGGUGGUUGGAGUGGCCAAGUCAGGAGAGGUUAUUGGAGAAAUUGGGGUUCUUUGCUAUAGGCCUCAAUUAUUCACAGUCCGGACAAGAUCCUUAUGUCAGCUUCUACGGAUGAAUCGUACGGCCUUUCUCAGCAUUGUUCAAUCCAAUGUUGGCGAUGGAACUAUCAUCAUGAACAACCUUAUUCAGUUACUAAAAGAGCAGACAGACGGCGUAAUGGUAGGUGUUCUGAAGGAGAUCGAGAGCAUGCUAGCUCGAGGUCGUCUGGAUUUGCCAAUCACACUCUGCUUUGCAGUGACUAGAGGAGAUGACCAUUUGUUGCAUCAACUACUUAAGCGUAAUUUGGAUCCAAAUGAGUCAGAUCAAGAUGGGCGUACAGCACUGCACAUAGCUGCUUCCAAAGGAAAUGAGCAAUGUGUCAAGCUUCUAUUAGAAUAUGGAGCUGAUCCAAAUGCCAGGGAUUCGGAAGGAAAGGUUCCGCUAUGGGAGGCUGUGUAUGCGAAACAUGAUACGGUUGUGCAGCUGUUAGUCAAGGGCGGUGCAGAACUAUCAUCGGGGGAUACAAGCUUAUAUGCUUGCACCGCAGUCGAGCAAAAUAAUAUAGAACUGCUCAAGCAAAUACUCAAACAUGUCAUCGAUGUAAACAGGCCAUCCAAGGACGGAAACAUUCCGCUACACCGUGCUGUCUGCGAUGGGAAUGUUGAGAUGGUUGAGCUGUUACUAAGACACGGAGCAGACAUUGACAAGCAGGACAGCAAUGGCUGGACCCCAAGAGCUCUAGCUGAGCAACAAGGCCAUGAAGAAAUACAGAACAUAUUUAGAUCAGUGAUAGCACCAAGGAAGUACACGUCAAAUGGUAGGAUGACACCUACGCUGCUAGGCAGGUUCAGCAGUGAUCCCUCGAUGCAAAAAGUGAUCCGUGAAGAUGCUGAGCAGCAACCCAGCAAAGUUCUUCCGCAGAGAAGGAAAGUCAGUUUUCACAACUCUCUUUUUGGUGUCAUCUCUUCGUCUCAUCCGCGCCGAGAGACCGACCAUCUGCUCUCAAGAGGUCUUGCGGCAACAGGUGGUCCGAGUUAUCCUCAGGCCCAUCACAACCCACUCGUCAGGGUGACAAUCAGCUGCCCUGAGAAGGGGAACACUGCUGGGAAGCUCGUGAUCUUACCGGGGUCGAUGAAGGAGCUUCUUCAACUAGGUGCGAAGAAGUUUGACAUGAUGCCCACUAAGGUCCUGACAAUUGAGGGCGCAGAGGUUGACGAGGUUGAGCUCAUCAGAGAUGGUGAUCAUCUUGUUCUUGCCAGUGAUGACUGGAUACCAGAUGAUACGCAAAUAGGAGGUAAAAAUUAGGCAUAGAAUUGCGUUUUCCGGUUUACAAUAAUUAGGGUGAAGGGGGAAUGUUGAACCAUGCUUGUAACAGAAAAGCCAAUGGUGAAAAAAUAACUGGAAAUCACCAAUGGCUACUCCACGACACGUCUCCACCGUGCAAAAGAUGGUGAAAUAGGGUUAUGUCCAGCAAGGUAUGCCUUGUAUAGAAAUUCUUGUCUGCUGGGCAUGCAGAAUUUUCAUUGUAUAGAAAUUCUUGUCUGCUAGGCAUGCAGAAUUUUCACAGGCUAUCCAAGGAAAUUAUUAAGGUUAUCUAGCUUCA
This is a messenger RNA of Aegilops tauschii subsp. strangulata, 3275 nucleotides long. Its product is annotated as potassium channel AKT1. NCBI's taxonomy places the organism in Eukaryota, Viridiplantae, Streptophyta, Magnoliopsida, Poales, Poaceae. Gene Ontology annotation, cellular component: membrane. The record is from RefSeq and is a predicted model, not a curated record. Gene Ontology annotation, molecular function: voltage-gated potassium channel activity; protein binding. Gene Ontology annotation, biological process: transmembrane transport; potassium ion transport.